AUGGCAGGCUACAGUCCGCAAGAGGCUGCAAAUGAGACUAUUAGGGAUGCAGAGGCACUUACAGGUCAUGCAUUAUCCCUAGUUACCUGGGAAACCCCUAAGGCAGCUAAGGAAGUGAGGUUGCAGGUAGAGACGAUUUCCCGAUUAGGCAAUAGCGAUCUUCCAACCCAGCGGCUGCUUUUUAGGAAGGUUCUAAAAGGAUUUGAUGAAAGGGACUAUGCACUAGCACAGGCAAGGCUUCAGGUUACUCAAUUGGAAGCUAGACUAGAGCAGUUAGAGCCGCGGAAACGACGGAAAGUGAGGACUAGUCCAAAUUCGAAGUUUGUGGAUAUUCAGGCUAUAAAAGAGGCCUAA
Molecule: messenger RNA, 354 nt
Organism: Lachnellula hyalina
Lineage: Eukaryota; Fungi; Ascomycota; Leotiomycetes; Helotiales; Lachnaceae
Exons: 2
Coding region: 1-354 (117 amino acids)
Source: RefSeq, a predicted model, not a curated record